CAGCCUUAAAGCUUUGAGAGCAUCCUCAAACAAAAAACAUCAUCUACCCUCUCCAUCACAAUAUACCCCGAACUUGGCAAAACAUCAAGUUUUGUCGGUGCAGACGGAUUGUGCGUCAAACCACGGUGGUCGGAAAGCAACACGCGUACUUUUUGCCUUCGCCUUUUCGUUUUCGCCCUUUCGUUUUCCCCCUCGACAUCUACGAGCGCUACUUUUCGGCAUCUGCUAUUUUGCAAGUGCCUUCUACCUUCUUCUAGCAGGCUUCCUGGUAUCUUGGACCCCGCAUAUCGCUAUAAUCAAAUUUAGACAUUCUUUUUUUUUUCUUCGAUAUCCUCACCUAAUCACAAAGCUCUUUCAUGAUUGCGGUCCGUCACGCGUAAGGCCGUUCCUACCAACCGGACGUCGCAUCCAGCCUCGAUUGCAAUACCGAUAGAUCCAAAUAGAGCUAGGCUUGCAUCAUGGCGGACUACGAGGAAGGCUACGAGUACGAGGAGGAGUAUAGUGAUGAUAACACUAUUACUCCAGAAGACUGCUGGACUGUUAUCGGCUCCUACUUCAAGAGGAAGGGCUUAGUUUCCCAACAGAUCGACUCUUUCAAUGAUUUCCAAGAAACAACCAUUCAAGAAUUGAUCGAGGAAUACUCACAGAUCAGCGUCGAUGAACCCAGUCCCAACUCCAAUGAUGCCCGAACCGUCGCACUCCGUCGAUAUGACCUCAAACUUGGGCAUGUGACCAUUGCUCGUCCCGUCGCUAUGGAAAGCGACAACACUUCGGGUCCUCUCCUUCCUUAUGAAUGUCGCGAUCGAAAUAUGACGUAUGCAGCACCGAUCUAUGUGAAAGUAGAUAGUAAAGUAACCGUCUGUAUCGAACAAGACAUUCCCCUCCACGAGAUGGACGAGGAGCAGCAGGCCGAGGCGCACAGUACUGGGAAGCACCCGACUCGCUUGAUUUGGGAGGAAGACACCAACGUGUUAGACUCGGAGGGUGGCCAGAGCAAGACUAGUGAUCAAGUUUUUAUUGGCAAGCUCCCGAUUAUGGUGAAGUCCAAGGCAUGCCAUUUGAGCGGCGAGACUGAAGAUGAUCUAUUUUUGUUGAACGAGUGCCCCUACGACCAAGGUGGCUAUUUCAUUAUCAACGGAAGCGAGAAGGUUCUCAUCGCCCAGGAACGUUCCGCUGCGAAUAUUGUUCAGGUUUUCAAGAAGGCUCAGCCAAGUCCGUUUUCUUACACGGCCGAGAUUCGAAGUGCUCUCGAGAAGGGCUCGCGGCUCAUUUCGUCUCUUAUGCUAAAACUAUAUACCAAGGGUGACGCCUCUAGAGGAGGAUAUGGCGAGACCAUCCACACCACUCUCCCAUUCGUCAGGGCUGACCUACCGAUCGCCAUUGUCUUUAGGGCUCUAGGUGUUGUUAGUGACGAAGAGAUUUUAAACCAUAUUUGCUACGACCGCAAUGACAGCCAGAUGCUUGAGAAGCUACGCCCUUGCAUCGAAGAAGCAUUUUGUAUUCAAGACCGCGAAGUGGCAUUAGACUACAUUGGAAAGCGUGGAAGGCAGUCUCACAAUGUAGCACGCGAUCGUCGUGUUAGAGCUGCGAAGGAUAUCUUGCAGAAAGAGAUGCUUCCGCAUAUCUCCCAAACCGAAGGUUGCGAAACGAGAAAGGCCUUUUUCCUGGGCUAUAUGGUUCACAAGCUCCUUCAAUGCGCUCUCGGUCGACGUGACACCGACGAUCGCGAUCACUUCGGUAAGAAGCGUCUUGACCUUGCAGGCCCCCUCCUUGCGAAGCUAUUCCGGAAUAUUGUUCGUCGGUUAGUCCAGGAGAUCACAAAUCACCUCAAACGCUGUAUCGAUUCGGGCAGGCGUUUCCAGAUUGAGCUCGCCGCCAAGCCUGCCAUUGUAACUAAUGGGCUGAAGUACUCUCUCGCCACAGGCAACUGGGGUGAUCAGAAGAAGGCGAUGAGCUCGACAGCUGGUGUAUCGCAGGUUCUGAACCGAUACACGUUCGCCUCGACUCUUUCUCAUUUAAGGCGUACGAACACGCCUAUUGGAAGAGACGGGAAACUCGCGAAGCCUCGACAACUUCACAAUACCCAUUGGGGUCUGGUCUGUCCGGCCGAAACGCCCGAGGGCCAAGCUUGCGGGCUGGUAAAAAAUCUGUCGCUUAUGUGCUCUAUCAGCGUGGGUACGUCAACAGAUCCUAUCGUAGACUAUAUGAUUACUAGGAAUAUGGAAGUCUUGGAGGAAUAUGAACCGAUGAGAUACCCUAAUGCCACCAAGAUCUUCCUUAACGGAUCUUGGAUCGGUGUGCACCAGGAUCCCAAGUCUCUAGUUAGAGACGUCCAGCAGCUUCGUCGGGCCAACCAGAUCCCCUCUGAAGUAUCGCUGGUUCGCGAUAUCCGUGAUCGCGAAUUCAAGAUCUUCUCGGAUGCUGGUCGUGUCAUGCGGCCCUUAUUUGUUGUGCAGCAAGAGGAUAAUCCCGAGGCUGGUACUACGAAGGGCUCGCUAGCUCUCACUAAAGAGAUGAUCCAGAGGCUAGAAGCAGAUGUCGAACUAGACCCUGAAAGCGAGGAGUACUUUGGCUGGCAAGGUCUAGUCAACGAGGGUGUUAUCGAGUACCUCGAUGCCGAGGAAGAAGAAACGGCCAUGAUUUGCAUGACCCCCGAAGAUUUAGAAACCUACCGGAUGAGCAAGCUCGGAUACGAUGUGUCUCAGGAUAAUGGAGAUGAGAUUAAUAAGCGGCUCAAGACUAAGGUCAAUCCUACGACGCACAUGUAUACGCAUUGUGAGAUCCAUCCCAGUAUGCUCCUGGGUAUCUGCGCGAGUAUUAUUCCCUUCCCGGACCACAAUCAGUCUCCCAGAAACACGUACCAGUCGGCUAUGGGUAAACAAGCCAUGGGAUUUUAUCUUACCAACUACAACCGCCGUAUGGACACUAUGGCGAACAUUCUCUACUACCCCCAGAAGCCGUUAGGUACGACUCGUUCUAUGGAGUUCUUAAAGUUCCGAGAACUUCCGGCUGGUCAAAAUGCCAUUGUGGCUAUUGCCUGUUACUCGGGAUACAACCAGGAAGACUCUGUAAUCAUGAACCAGAGCAGCAUAGACCGAGGUCUCUUCCGAAGUCUCUUCUUCCGAUCGUACAGCGACUGCGAGAAGCGGGUGGGUAUCAACACAGUGGAGACGUUUGAAAAACCAUUCCGGGCGGACACGCUACGUCUCAAACAAGGCACAUACGACAAGCUGGAUGAUGACGGUAUUGUCGCUCCCGGUGUCCGUGUCUUGGGAGAAGACAUCAUCAUCGGGAAGACGUCACCGAUCAAUCCCGACAACGAGGAGAUGGGCCAGCGCACCAAAGUGCAUGUCAAGCGUGACGCAUCUACGCCUCUUCGUAGCACCGAGACCGGUAUUAUUGAUUCCGUGAUUCUCACCACGAACCCCGACGGUUUACGCUACGUUAAAGUACGAGUUCGAACCACCAAGAUUCCUCAAAUCGGAGACAAGUUCGCUUCUCGUCACGGACAGAAAGGAACCAUCGGUGUCACGUUCCGACAGGAAGACAUGCCUUUUACCCGCGAAGGCAUCGUCCCCGAUAUCAUCAUUAACCCACACGCUAUUCCCUCGCGAAUGACUAUUGCUCACUUGAUCGAGUGUCUGCUUAGUAAAGUCUCCACCCUUAAGGGAAUGGAGGGAGACGCUACGCCUUUCACCGAUGUCACUGUUGACUCAGUGUCGAACCUCCUGCGUGAUCACGGAUACCAAUCUCGCGGCUUUGAGAUUAUGUAUCACGGUCACACGGGGCGCAAGCUGCGAGCCCAAGUCUUCUUCGGCCCGACGUACUACCAGCGUCUUAGGCACAUGGUAGACGACAAGAUCCACGCGCGUGCGCGUGGCCCCGUGCAGAUAAUGACCCGACAACCCGUCGAAGGUCGUGCCAGGGAUGGAGGUCUUCGAUUCGGAGAAAUGGAACGUGACUGUAUGAUAGCUCACGGUGCCGCCUCUUUCCUCAAGGAGCGUCUGUUCGAGGUUUCAGAUGCCUUCAGAGUCCACGUCUGCGAGAUUUGUGGUCUGAUGACUCCUAUUGCUAUAUUAAGCAAGGGUUCAUUUGAGUGCCGCCCAUGCAAGAACAAGACCAAGAUUGCACAGGUCCACAUCCCGUAUGCCGCCAAGCUUCUCUUCCAAGAGCUUCAGGCUAUGAAUAUUGGAACCCGCCUGUUCACCGACCGCUCUGGCGCUAGCAUCCGCUAAGAAUGGCCAUUGGCUUUACGAAGUCAGCAAGAGCUAGCAAAAGGGAGAGGGAGAGGGGAGGGUCCCGGUAAGAUGGCGGAUGACAUAGGGUCAAUUUUCCUCACCGGAUAUAAAAUGCAUAGGGCCGGCGUUGUCUUUUUUCCUCCAUGUAUUCGGCCGAAAUUCAUAAGUGAAGACGGCAGUUCUAGGUUUGCACGCGGGCGUCAAGGGUUGCGGGAUCAAUGCUUUUACGAUCAGAUGCCCGAAACUAUUAAUCUAUGCAGCUUAGGAGGGGUUUGUAGAAAAUGUAUUCGUACCGCUAUGAAUUCGAGAAUGAGUUAUUUAACAUGAUGACAAGAUUGAGUUAAUGCUCCUCCUGUGCUGCGAACCCUUAGACUAAUGCGUGAGGAUAUUACUAGAGCUUGGCGUUAUUCAUGUCUCCGCGAGAUUAUUUAUUCACAAUAGCAGCGAUAACAUACUGAUUUCUAAGUUAAAUACAUUUGAUUUCUAUUAAUGCG
Daldinia vernicosa is the source of this 4732-nucleotide messenger RNA. RefSeq names its product DNA-dependent RNA polymerase II beta subunit. The transcript has 4 exons. Gene Ontology annotation, cellular component: RNA polymerase II, core complex. Bases 459 to 4235 code for a protein of 1258 amino acids. The record is from RefSeq and is a predicted model, not a curated record. NCBI's taxonomy places the organism in Eukaryota, Fungi, Ascomycota, Sordariomycetes, Xylariales, Hypoxylaceae. Gene Ontology annotation, biological process: DNA-templated transcription. Gene Ontology annotation, molecular function: DNA binding; DNA-directed RNA polymerase activity; ribonucleoside binding.